UCCAGGUGGAGGCGACAUGAGGGAAUCUAGCUUUAAGAGUGGGAGAGCGUACAGCGGGCGCUGUCGGUGUCACGUUGGGGUGCGGCUGCAGACAAAGUCAGAUGUAAAGGCUGCCGUGAUUGAAAUCUGGAUUAAAAUCUGCGAGGCUCUUAUCGCGGGUGCCCGAUCUUUUCGCCGUCUGCACAAUGGCUUUGCUGGAGGCGUUAAAUGCGCUGUGCUUUCCCGUAGAGCUUCGUAGGCUGUUGCAUUUGAUCGCCGUGUUUUGUUUGGUUUACCUUCUGCUCAAAACAGUGAAGCUGUGUCGCCGCAGAUGGAAGAUGUUAGAGUGGAUGCAACUUUUCCCGGGACCUCCGGCCCACUGGUUAUUUGGACACGUACUGGAGUUUCCUCAGGAUGGGACAGAUUUGGACAAGACUGUAACAUGGACACACCAAUAUCCAUAUGCCUACCCAAUAUGGUUUGGGCCAUUCACAGCAUUUUUAAAUAUCAACCACCCAGAUUAUGUUAAAACUCUACUUCUAAGUACAGCACCAAAAGAUGACAUGGUGUACCAGUUUAUUAUUCCCUGGAUUGGUGAAGGCUUGCUGGUGAGUUCGGGGCAGAAGUGGUUCCGUCAUCGAAGACUAUUAACACCUGGAUUUCACUAUGAUGUUUUGAAGCCAUAUGUGAAGCUGGUUGCUGAUUCAACCAAAACCAUGCUGGACAAAUGGGAACAAAUUUGCGCGGAAGGAAAUAAUGCCUUGGAACUCUACCACCACGUCAGCCUCAUGACAUUGGAUAGUAUUCUGAAGUGUGCCUUCAGUUACCAUAGCAACUGCCAGGUUGAAAGUGACAGCUCAUACAUUCAGGCUGUGUACAACCUGUGCUUCCUCUCCAAUCAGCGAUUCAGAACCUUUCCAUAUCACAACAACCUUAUCUACUAUCUCAGUCCCCAUGGAUUUCGUUUUCGGAAGGCGUGCAACUUGGCACACCGUCAUACUGAGGAAGUAAUACGCCAAAGAAAGGAGAUAUUUAAGGAUGAGAAGAAAUUGGAAAAAAUAAAGGAAAAGCGGUAUUUGGACUUCUUGGAUAUUCUGCUUUGUGCAAGGGAUGAUGAUGGUGAAGUACUAUCUGAUGAAGAAAUCCGAGCAGAGGUUGACACCUUCAUGUUUGAAGGCCAUGACACAACAGCAAGUGGAAUUUCCUGGCUCUUGUACUGUCUGGCCCAACACACAGAACACCAGCAAAAGUGUAGGGAAGAAAUCCAGGAGCUUCUCAAGCAGCACAAACAAAUUGAAUGGGAUCUGCUUCAUAAGAUGCCUUACACCACAAUGUGCAUUAAGGAGUCUCUGCGCCUUUGCCCCCCAGUCCCAGGAAUAUCCAGGAAGCUGAACAAACCACUUACAUUCUUUGAUGGGAGAACAUUACCUGAAGGUUGUCUGGUGGGUGUGAGUAUCUACUGCAUUCACAGGAAUCCCAUGAUUUGGAACAACCCAGAGAUAUUUGAUCCUUUAAGAUUUUCUCCUGAAAAUUCAGCAAAUAGACAUUCACAUGCCUUCAUACCUUUCUCGGCUGGACCAAGGAACUGCAUUGGUCAACAAUUUGCCAUGAACGAAAUGAAGGUGGCCAUUGCACUGAUCCUUAGUCGGUUUGAGCUGGAAGUUGAUGAAUCAAAGCCACCAAUUAAAAUACCCCAGCUAGUCCUCCGCUCCAAAAAUGGAAUACACCUAAAGCUUAAAAAAUUGGAUUAAGAUCUAAUGCAAGGAAGAAUUGAUUUUGAAAAACAUUAAAAUGGUGAUACUAA
This is a messenger RNA of Leucoraja erinaceus (little skate), 1783 nucleotides long. RefSeq names its product cytochrome P450 4B1. The record is from RefSeq and is a predicted model, not a curated record. The transcript is spliced from 12 exons. Lineage: Eukaryota; Metazoa; Chordata; Chondrichthyes; Rajiformes; Rajidae. The coding region runs from base 186 to 1730 and encodes 514 amino acids. Gene Ontology annotation, molecular function: monooxygenase activity; iron ion binding; oxidoreductase activity, acting on paired donors, with incorporation or reduction of molecular oxygen.